AAUAAAGCGACGCACAAAUAAAUAUAUAAAAAAGUGGCACUGCUGCAGCUGAUUAUAUACUACAUUGUACCGAACCUGUGUGUUUGCACGGGGACGUAACAGACUUUGUCAGACGCGGUCUGGUUUAGUGAUCGGCAGCCAGGCUCGACUGAGGGUAAUCGGCAGCAGCUGUCAUCGAAUCGCACCCGACUCGACUGACCUGGAUGUGGAACUGGAGUCAAGGCCGUAUCUCGCUUUAUUUUUGACGGACCGUGACAACCCUGCGAUAUAAACAGGGGAUGCUCGCAGUAGCGGCGGGGUAGCUAGCCAACUUUAUCAGCCGGAGGUUUCACCCGUGUUGCUCUUUUUCUCCAGAACACAUCCAUCAUGAAACAAUGAGCGGACUCGGGAGGUGCAUUUUUGUCCGGCUGAAUUAGUUUUCCUGCAUUGUGAAUAAUGGAAAAGAGGUGUCAAGAGGAGCAGGAAACAAUGUUGUUAUUAGCCAGUUAGCUAACGUUAGCUCAGCUAGCUGUUAGUUAACGUUAACUACAUCAAAUUAGUGGGCUGAGUUAGCCGAGCUAACUCAGCCCACUAAUUUAAAUAUACUCGCACGGUAUUGUAGUUUGUCUGCUGCCUAACGUCAGCCACUUGGAUAGAUUUGCUUAGUGACAGGUUUUUCCAGUGAAGCACUUCUGUCUUUCGCCGUUUACCCAUUUUCUGCUGUUAACUGAGCUAGCUAGCUAGCCAGCUGUGCCGAGUCUGCUGUGGUGUCACUGCAAUCUGCUGGCUGCUGAAAUCAAAUUGCAAACAUAGCUUUACUACUGUUUAACUGUCAAGCGGACGACAACCAUGGCUCAAGAAGCAUUUCCUCUGCAUUUUCUGGUUUGGAACAAUCAGUAUCUGGAGCUUGAUCGAGAGCUGCAGAAAAACGAGCAGGAUGUGGAGCGCCUCGAUCCGAGGGGGCGCACCCCGCUGGAGCUGGCCGUGUGUCUGGGCCACCUGGAGUCAACCCGGGUGCUGCUCAGGCACUCCUCAGACCCCACACACUGCAACGGACAGGGCUGGACCAUCUUGCAGGAGGCGGUGAGCACCGGGGACCCAGAGCUAGUGCAGCUGGUGCUUCAGUACAGAGACUUCAAGCGUGCCACUGAGAGGCUGGCCGGCAUCCCGGAGCUGCUCAGCAAACUGAGACAGGCGCGGGACUUCUACGUGGAGAUGAAGUGGGAGUUCACCAGUUGGGUGCCGUUGGUGUCGAAGGUGUGUCCCAGUGACGUCUACCGCGUGUGGAAGAGCGGCUCGUGCCUCCGUGUGGACACCACCCUCCUGGGCUUCGAACACAUGACUUGGCUGAAAGGGCGACGCAGCUACAUUUUUAAGGGUGGAGACGAUGGAGCCAUGGUGAUGGAGGUGGACCACGAGAAGCAGGUGGUGUACACAGAGCCACUCGUGUUGUCUCCUCGUGAUGCGCCCUCCCUCCUGGCGGCCAUGCAGCCAUCACAGGAGAACACAGCACAGAGACUCACGUCGCCCAUCGUUUCCACGCACCUCAACACACGCAACAUUGCCUUUGAACGGAACAAGUCUGGAAUCUGGGGCUGGCGUUCCGAGAAGAGUGAGGUGGUCAGCGGGUACGAAGCCAAGGUUUACAGUGCCACCAACGUGGAGCUAGUGACUCGGUCAAGGACGGAGCACCUAUCAGACCAGGAUAAGUCGAGGAGCAGAGGCUCAAAGACUCCUCUGCAGUCCUUCUUGGGGAUUGCUGAACAACACACAGCUCACAAUGGGAGUAAUGUGUCCCAGUGUGCCAGUCCUCACAACCCCACAGCCAUCACAGCCGAGGAGUACUUCAACCCGGAGUUCAACCUGAACGGCCGUGACAUCGGACGUCCCGUCGAGCUCACCAGCAAAGUCCAGAAGUUUAAAGCCACACUGUGGUUGAGUGAGAGUCACCCUCUGUCCCUGGCCGAGCAGGUGACGCCCAUCAUCGACCUCAUGGCCAUCUCCAAUGCCCAUUUUGCCAAGCUGCGUGACUUCAUCACCCUCCGCCUGCCGCCAGGCUUUCCUGUCAAGAUAGAGAUUCCCCUGUUUCACGUGUUGAAUGCCAGAGUGACGUUCAGUAACCUGUGUGGCUGCGACGAGCCGGUCAGCUCUGUGACGGUUCACAAACCAGAGAGCUCCGAGGAAGCUGGUGACUAUUGUCAGUCUCUGCCUCCAUUCCACUGCGAGGUGGACCCCUCGGUGUUCGAGCCCCCGGCAGACUACACCACCCUCGGUCCAGGACGCAGCGAGCCGAUGAGGGACGAGGAUGACAACCUGCUGCAGUUUGCCAUCCAGCAGAGCCUGCUGGACGCCGGCACAGAGAGUGACCAGGUGACCAUCUGGGAAGCCCUGACCAAUAGCCGCCCGGUGCCCCAGAGUCCACUGUACGAGGAAGACUCUCAGCUGGAGAGGGCGAUCCAGGAGUCUCUGUCCAUCUCACUGGCCAGCAGAGAGGGAGAGGACACGGCCGACCCCAGCCAGCCCUCCUCCGUCUCUCCGUCGGACCCCACCGCCAAUUCCCCGCUCUCCUACAGCACAGUGACCGACCCGCGGCUGUCGGGACACUUUGGUGUGGCGUCGAGUUUCGACGAGCAGCUGCGUAUCGCCAUGGAGCUGUCGUGCCGGGAGCAGGAGGAGAUAGACAGGCAGCAGAAGGAGGAAGAGGAGGAGCUGGAGAGGAUCCUGCAGCUGUCACUCACCGAGAAGUAAUGUCACAACAGCAAUGGAGCAGUGGUCUUCAUUGGGGAACAAUCAUCUUAAUUUAUUCUGUUUUACUUUUAUUUUUUUAAAGCUUGACAUAUUAAGUUAUUACAGAUAUUUUAUUUGUCUUUCUUACACGAAGGCUGCUACAACAGAGUGUAAAGGACCAGAACAUGAGAUGUGAAAAAGGUCAGAGGGGGGUGAAUAAGAAGAGGUGGAAACAGGUACUGUGAAACACACUACGGUGAAGGAGACAAAAGGGAGAGAGUCUUUGUUUUUCUUUUUUUAUUGACUAUUUUUCACAGUCUUGCUGUCUUUUAUUGAGUGAUGAAUGAUCCUUAAACUUUAAACCUAUAACAUGAUCCAUGAUAAUGAUGAAAAAUACGAGAAUACAAUCUUAAUGGAAUAACUUAUAAAAAUAUGAUUAUAACAUUUGAAAUGUUUAUGUUGGCUUACUCCUAUGUGUGAAAAAAUAAAGAGUAAUGAUCA
Messenger RNA from Chelmon rostratus (copperband butterflyfish), 3207 nucleotides. It is a transcript of the gene ankrd13d, whose product is annotated as ankyrin repeat domain 13 family, member D. Gene Ontology annotation, cellular component: cytoplasm. Lineage: Eukaryota; Metazoa; Chordata; Actinopteri; Chaetodontiformes; Chaetodontidae. Bases 829 to 2727 code for a protein of 632 amino acids. The transcript has 16 exons. The record is from RefSeq and is a predicted model, not a curated record. Gene Ontology annotation, molecular function: protein binding.